UUGAGCCGUCCUCACGUACCUUUCGCGCUCACACCCAGUACAGUGAACACAUAUACACAUGUACAUGAUAAUCGUAUUUUAGGUGGCUCCCGCGAUACCGGUUUUUGUCGCUGUAACCAAAAUAAUUGCACCUGUGGAUCAAAUCUCCGAAAUGUAAUAGAGGCGAACGGAUACCUUCGACGUGUAAAAUAUUUCGCGUUGGAUUACUUGCCACAAGUAUUUUGAUAAGCUGCUACAACAGAUCUUCACUAUAAACGAAAAAUGGCUGCAAAAUACCUGACCCCCCAGCAAGGACUGGGGUUCCUGGGGCUCUUCAUCCUGCUAUGUUCGGCGGUAUUGGGCAAGUCUCAAAUGUGUGAAGUGGAAACCGGCCAAACCAACAUUAUUCUGGACGUUGAAGAGAGCCGAGAAUCAUUUAUUGGACAGCCGACAAAUCCGCCAGAGCUUCCAAUUUUUGGCGAUCCAGAGACGGAAAUCGCUCUCAAUUUGGUCUUCCCGAAAGGCCAGCCAAUUUUUCAGCUAAAUGGCAAGAAAUUACAACUACUUCAGCCAUUGGAUCGAGAUGAGGAAAAUCUCAGUCAUAUUGUCUUCCAGGUUUCCUGCACCGUCCGAUCGACGAGCAAGAAGCGCAACAUUCCCAUUAUAGUCCGGGUGUCGGACAUAAACGACAACGCGCCGCGUUUCAUGAACACGCCCUAUGAGGUUACCGUUCCCGAGAGCACACCUGUGGGAACUACAAUUUUCCGAAACAUACAAGCCCUCGAUAAGGAUGCAGGUGUUAAUGGGUUAGUGGAAUACUUCAUUGCCGAGGGCCAUGUAAAUGCCACUGAUGAGGAGAAGUUCAGUGCCGAUGGAUAUGGCACAUUUUCUAUAUCGUUUCCACAUCAGGGACAGGUCACGGUUGCCAAGACAUUGGACUAUGAAAAAAUCCACAGAUAUUACCUUACGAUUAUUGCUUCGGAUCGAGCCCGCAACGUCGCCGAUCGUCUUUCUUCAACCACCACGUUGACGGUCAAUAUUGCCGAUUCGAACGACUUGGAUCCAUCGUUUAUAUACAGCGGCUGCGUCUCCUUGGACGGAGCCUGCAUAAAUCCGGAGUACACUGCAUCCGUGCCAGCCGGUUCUUUACUGGGGGUGCUGACAGUUCUGCCAGAACGAAUCCAGGCAGUGGAUUUGGACACCAUAGGAUCGCCUAUACGUUACAGCUUUGCCAGUGGCAUGCCGGGAAACUAUGCGGAUUAUUUCCAGAUCGAUGAGAACACGGGAGUUCUUAAGCAAACAAAAGCCAUCGACACUUCCACGGCCAAGAAGUACGACAUUAUUGUUAAGGCCGAGGAAGUAGCCCCCGGACUGAGGCGGUUUACCACGGCCAAACUGGCGAUUGCCGUAAAGCCGGUGGACGCCAACCCACCUGUAAUCUCAUCCUCGGCCAUCGAGGGUUAUGUGGAGGAAAACUCAGCCGUGGGAACGAGGGUCUUGGACGCGAACGGAAACCCAAUAUCGUUCAAAACCACAGAUGCCGACCUAAGUGACACGGAUCCGAAACCUGAUUACAUCUACGAACUGACCACGCCGUCGUUUAAUGUGACUAGCGAUGGGGUUUUGGUGGUGAACGAGGACAACCUCGACCGCGACCCCCCCUCGCCGGGACGUUUCAAGUUUCAGGUUGUGGCCCGGGAGCCGCGCACCAAUGCCGCCAGUGCUCCGUUGAGCCUAACAGUUCACCUAAAGGAUGUGAACGACAAUGCCCCUAAGCUGGCGAUGGUUCCCCCGAUUUCCAUAACCGCCGGGGAUCAGAGCGAGAGCCGACUGGUCACCCAGGUGGUAGCCACUGACAACGACGAGGGACCCAAUGCCGUGGUCACCUACACGAUCUAUCAUGUGUCCAACAAUGGCAUUCAAAAGUUUACCAUCGACCGGGAGACGGGUGAGAUUCGAACCCAAGGGCGUUUGCUGGCAGGAGAGCAAUAUAGCAUCACUGUCCAGGCCACCGACAUCGGAGGACUUUCCUCGCAGGCGAUCGUGGAGGUGAGUGUCACUCCAGGACCGAACACCAAGCCACCGCGUUUCCAAAAACCGAUCUACGAGGUACAGGUUAGCGAAGGUGCUGAGAUUAAUUCCACGGUUACGGUGGUCCAUGCCGAUGAUCCGGAGAACGAUGCGGUUGUCUACUCGAUAAUUUCUGGCAACGAUCUCCGGCAGUUUGCCGUAGGACAGGAGAGCGGAGUGAUUGUAGUCAUCCGGAAACUGGAUCGUGAGAGCUUAACCAGGUAUCAGUUGAUCGUAAAGGCAGAGGACACUGGUGGCCUCUCAAGCAGUGCCACAGUUAACAUCAAAGUGACUGAUAUCAACGACAAAAAUCCGGAAUUCGAUGCGUCUACCUUGCCGUACGUUUUCCAAGUGGAUGAAGGCAAGGCCCAUGCGUCGGUUGGCGUCGUUCAUGCCACGGAUGCGGACGAAGGUAUUAAUGCAGAGAUAACCUAUUCCAUACCCACGGAUAUUCCAUUCACCAUUAACGCCACUUCCGGUGAGAUACAGACCGCCAAGGAGCUGGAUUAUGAGACUCUGAACGAGUACAAGUUCGUGGUCACGGCCAAGGAUGGUGCUCCAGAUGCUCGGCUGGGAACAGCCAGUGUGACUGUUAUGAUACUUGACCUUCCGGACGAGGUGCCCAAGUUCAGCGACGCUCGUAUAGAUGUCCACAUCCCGGAAAAUGAGGAGAACUUCCUGGUGGCCACCGUGCAGGCAUUCGAUCCAGAUUCCUUGCCUGAGAUUACCUACGUUCUGAGGAAGGGAAAUGCGGAGCUAUUCAAGGUCGCCCCGAAGUCCGGAGAAGUACGAACAGUGAAGGGAUUGGAUUACGAAACUCAGAAGCAACAUCAGCUAAUAAUUGGAACCAUUGAGAAUGAUGGUAAUGGACCAGGAGAUACCGUCCAGUUGGUAGUCGAUGUUGAGGAUAGAAACGACCUGCCGCCGAGGUUCAUAACCGUACCCGAUCCCGUAACUGUGAAUGAUGAUCAGAGUAUAGGAACCAUCAUUGCUACUCUUCCAGCCAUCGAUGGUGAUGGCACCUCGCCCGGAAAUGUGGUGCGCUACGAAAUUGUGGGCCGCGGCAAGGCGCCUAAAUACUUCCAGGUUGACCCGGAUACCGGAGCAGUACGCAUACGAGAUGAGCUGCGAAAGGAGGAGGACACGGAAUACCAGGUGGACAUAAGGGCCUACGAUUUGGGUGAGCCCCAGUUGAGCUCGGUGGCUCCGCUGCGCGUGGAUGUACACCAUUUGAGUGCCAAUGGCAACACUGAAGUCCGCACGGACAGCAAGCUGGAAAGCGGCAUGAUGAUGAGCAGUGAAAGCAUAGGCCUAGCCUUCAGCGACGACAGCUACUCUACCAGUGUGCCAGAGUCCACGGAAGUAAACAGCAGCCUGAAAACCAUUCAAAUCGUCAACUCCAAACAAUCCGCCGAUGGACCACCGGCCUUCCGUUGUGAAUUCGUGAAGGGCAACGAGGAGGGAGUCUUCAACUUGAGCUUUACGGAUCACGGAUGCAGUCUUUUGCUGGUGCAGCCCCUCGACUUUGAAAACAAAACCUCGUAUACGCUCCAACUGCGUCUCACCUCGCAUCGCUACUUUGUGAAUCCCCAGAAAGAUACUGCCACCGUCGAGAUUAUAGUUCAAGAUGAGAACGACAAUGCCCCGGAGUUUGAGUUCAACCGGCUGCGCGGCCAACGAGAUACAUUCUACACGGUGGUAACCGAAGACAUGGAUGUUGACACAACCAUUUUACAGGUGCGAGCCACUGACCGCGAUUCGGGUAAAUUCGGAACCGUGAGAUAUGCACUCUACGACGAAGAUGAGAACCGCGUCAAUAUGCCCACAAGCUAUUUCAUAAUGUCGGAAGACACUGGCGUCCUACGGACGUCCAGGCAUUUCAAAAAUGAGAACGACUUCCCCAUGACACUUUUGGUGGAGGCCCGUGAUAAUGAUGCCCAGGAGCAAGGAUCUCAUCGUACAAGGGCCCGGAUUGUGGUCAACAAAUUGACGGACAUUAAUCGCAUGGCAUUGUCCUUUGCCAACGCAGCUCCCAGCGAUCUCCGCAACUUUUACACAGAGGUGGAGGAGCUACUGGACAAGAAGACAGGUCUGGUCAGUGGCAUUGAGCGAAUGAGCAGUCAAAAGUAUCUGGCCCACAAUGGAUCGGUGAUCGAAAAUCCAUCCUCAACGGAUAUAUGGUUCUAUCUCAUCGAUCCCAAGACGGAGCAGCUGCUGAGCCGUAUGGACAAUGUUGUGGAAGCCACAUUACUGGAACCCGCCAAGAGAUCUGAAUUGAACUUUGCAUUGCCACUAGCCACAGCGGAUAAUAUAUCGUUCCCAAUUGAAAGAAAAGAGCAAGUACACAAGGCAAAGGUCGAUAUAGCCAUCGAUAACGAAGUCUUCCCAUUCACUCUGAUCGCCAUUUCUCUCGUAAUACUCAUUUUGGGCACUAUUGGGAUCAUUUACAUAUGCAUCUCCUGGUCAAAAUACAAAAAUUUCAAGGAGCGCAUGCGCCAAUACUCCUCCACGAAUCCCACUCGGUACGAUCCAGUUAUUGUUAAUCCUCAAGCCUCGAGUGCCAGCGAAACGAUAGCCAACAUGAAGGAGUAUGAAACCCAGAUGCUGGCCAUGGCUGUCCCUCCAGAUGUGGACGACGAUCUGCAGCUAGACUUUAGUGCCAAGAACCAUGCCUUCUCCCUCGACAACGUCAGCUACAUCACCCACAAGGAGAAUGGGGGUGGACAGUCCAGCCCCUCGCAUUCUGAUGCAACGACAGCCACAAUUGCCACUCUGCGGCGCCACAAGAACCUCAACAACGCCAAUAUGAACAACAAUUUGGCCAUUAACAACCGACAAAACACCUUCAACCGCACACUCGAAAUGAACACGAGGAAUAACGCCAAUCCCCUGGGCUCACCACCACCGAAUGGUGCCCUUUCAGGCACCUUGACUCUGGGACGCAUCAAGCAUCAGAACAGCAAUCAUUACCAGAAUGGUGUCUACAACAUUGAUCCGACGGGUCCCAACAACCUGGUUAUGGCCAAAAACAAUGCCUACAGUACCAUGGGCAGGCGGGGCAAUACGUUUGGGGACGUGGGAUUGCUCAAUGGAAACGCAGAGUUGAUGAACAGCACAUUGGGUCGGAAUGGCCAGCUCAACAAUAGACUGUAUGGCGGAGAAGUGCCGAUCACAAACCCCCUGUUUCAAAGAGCCAGUUCCGAUCACAAUCACUUGAGCAGUACAAAUGAGAAUGUGUCCUUUGGAAAGAGAGACUACGGCCAAAUUGGCUUUUCAUAUCUGAACGAUUUGGAUCGAUCGGAGGUCGAGACCACAACGGAACUAUAAACUGACUAGCAAAAAUGGUUUCGAAACUUCAACAUAUACAUAACUGACUUUGUUAUAUAUUUAGCUGCCAAUUUUUUAGCUUAAAUAGUGCAUUUUUACACAACGAGAUACGUUGCCAUCAAUUUAUGUUUAUAGUUUUAUGCAAUCUGUAAAUAAUGGAGUAGAGAUACGAACGGAGGAACUGAUAACUGAUAUAAAUAUACACAUAACUGUGCUUUAAGAUCUGCAGUCAUUAGAUUUAAGAUAAAAAAAGAGUGCAUAUAUUCCAUUUUUCAUGAAACUGCAAGAGCUAUGUACUUUCUGUAAAAAUGUUAGAUGUUCUACAAAAAUAUACAUAAAUAUGCAUAUUUAUAAA
This is a messenger RNA of Drosophila bipectinata, 5731 nucleotides long. It is a transcript of the gene Cad99C, whose product is annotated as cadherin 99C. Gene Ontology annotation, molecular function: calcium ion binding. Gene Ontology annotation, biological process: homophilic cell-cell adhesion. The record is from RefSeq and is a predicted model, not a curated record. Gene Ontology annotation, cellular component: plasma membrane. Lineage: Eukaryota; Metazoa; Arthropoda; Insecta; Diptera; Drosophilidae.